AUGGCUUGGAUCAGGUGGGGUUUUUUGCUCUGUGCAUGUGUAUUUUUGUCACCGGCGCUCGAUGCCGCUGAAAAGAGCAGGCUGAGGAGAAUCACAUACGUACUGCGCCCCGGCCAGGCGGGCUCCCGGCUGCAGAGCUCGGCUCCUCUCGGGGGCCAGCAGCAGCAGCACACUUUUAACGUCGAGCUGAAUACCCGGUACAGCACCGGCACCCUAGAGCGGACUCGCAGGAUGAGCAAACCGGGAAGUCCCAGCGUGCAGCUCCGCUUGGGCUCCAGCCUGCAGCUCCAUCACAAACCCGGUGGCCCCGCAGCCCCCCUCGCCAAGCCAGCCAGGCUGGCUCAGCGCUCCAAACUGCAGCAACGGGAGACCCGCAGCAACAGCAGCUCCAGCCCGCAGGUUCACCAGACGCACCCGCUGCAGGGGGUGAACGUCUGUGGAGGACAGUGCUGUCAUGGCUGGAGCAAAGCUCCUGGCUUCCAGAGGUGUACCAAACCUAACUGUUCGCCACCAUGCCAAAAUGGAGGGAUGUGUCUGCGACCUCAGCUUUGUGUGUGUAAACCAGGGACGAAAGGUAACUCCUGUGAGGAUACUGUCGUGCAAGAUACUUCUUCCACCGGAGGUCAGGGCCCUGUGACUCCACCAUGGCCAAUUCCUCAGCAGGCUGCUCAGCAGACUUUCUCUCAGAAGGUACAGGUUCCACAGAAAGUCAGCCCGGUGGCUCAGAUGAUGUUCACUCUCAAGCAGAAGUCCCCUGUUGGAUUACCUCAGCAACUGCAAUCGCAAAUGAUUCCCCUUUCAUCUCAGACUUUGAUGAUGAAUCUUCAUCAUGGCCAGACACAAGAAUAUGUGAUCAAACCCAAAUAUUAUCCCGCAAAGAAAGUGAUUUCUGGAGAACAAUCCGCUGAGGAUUCAUUGCCUCUAAGAAUGGGCCAGGAUCAACUUGCAUCACCUUUCCGUUUGGGAAAUCACACUGGCCGCAUCAAGGUGGUCUUUACGCCCAGUAUCUGUAAAGUGACUUGUACCAAGGGCAAUUGUCAGAACAACUGUGAGAAGGGAAAUACCACCACCCUCAUUAGUGAAAAUGGCCAUGCAGCUGACACCCUGACAGCCACAAAUUUCCGAGUAGUUAUUUGUCACCUUCCGUGCAUGAAUGGUGGCCAGUGCAGUUCUAGAGAUAAAUGCCAGUGCCCUCCUAAUUAUACUGGUAAACUCUGUCAAAUUCCAGCAAAGAAUGCCAAUACUCCAAAACUUUACCAUCAACCACAGCAGGCAAGCAAGACCAUUGGAUCACAUGUCAUCCACUCUACGCAUACUUUACCACUGACUAUGCCCAGACAGCAAGGAGUAAAAGUGAAGUUCCCCCCUAACGUAGUGAAUAUCCAUGUGAAACAUCCCCCUGAAGCCUCAGUACAGUUCCAUCAAGUUUCAAGAAUUGACAGCACAUCAGCAGGACAGAAAGUGAAAGUACCCCAGCCAGGACAUCCCCAGGUCUCUUAUCAAGGUGUUCCAUAUCACAAGACCCAGAAAGGAUAUUCUACUUACCCACAUCAGCAACCCACUCCUCAUGUGUUUCCUGUUUCUGCUAAAACUCAGCUUGGGCGCUGCUUCCAGGAGACUAUUGGGACCCAGUGUGGUAAAGCACUCCCUGGCCUAUCAAAGCAAGAAGACUGCUGUGGAACUGUGGGUACUUCCUGGGGCUUUAACAAAUGUCACAAAUGUCCCAAGAAGCCAUUUUACCCUGGAUACACCCAAAUGGUGGAAUGCCCCCAAGGUUACAAGAGGAUUAAUGCUACCUUUUGUCAAGAUAUUAAUGAAUGCCAGCUGCAAGGGGUAUGCCCUAAUGGUGAGUGUUUGAAUACCAUGGGCAGCUAUAGAUGUACCUGCAAAAUGGGAUUUGUGCCAGACCCUACUCUUUCAAGAUGCAUACCUGAUAAUCCUAUGGUCUCUGAAGAGAAAGGGCCCUGUUACCGGUUUGUCAGUGCAGGAAAGCAGUGCAUGCACCCUCUCUCUGUUCAGCUCAGCAAGCAGCUCUGCUGUUGCAGUGUUGGCAAGGCCUGGGGCCCACACUGUGAGAAAUGUCCCCUUCCAGGAACAGCUGCUUUUAAGGAAAUCUGCCCUGGUGGAAUGGGUUAUACGGUUUCUGGCUCUCAUAGAAACAAGCUAUAUCAUCACCCUGCAGUUAGAGUACAGCCACCUGUCAUUGGCAAGACCCAGAUUACUCAACCUGUUGCUAAAGGUACUUCUCCUCCACCUCUCCCAGCAAAGGAAGAGCCAGUGGAGGCACUGACCUUCUCACAGAAAAGUGAGCCCGAGGUGGCUGUGCAAGAAGUGGCAACUGCAGCCCCUGAUAAGGAAUUAGUUUCACUUGAUGAUCAAGAAAAACCUGUGCUAGAGCCUGGUCAACCUCAGCUUUCUCCUGGGAUUUCAACGAUUAACCUGCAUCCAAAAUUUCCAGCAGUGAUUGAAAAAACCUCCCCUCCUCUGCCUGUUGAAGUUGCCCCUGAAGCUUCUACUUCAAGUGCAAGUCAAGUAAUUGCACCUACUCAAGUUACAGAAAUCAAUGAGUGCACAGUGAACCCUGAUAUCUGUGGAGCAGGACACUGCGUUAAUUUGCCUGUGGGAUACACCUGCAUCUGCUAUGAUGGGUACAAGCUGAAUGAUCAACAGACAAAAUGCUCUGAUAUCAAUGAGUGUGUUCAGACUCCCCAUCUAUGCUCCCUUGGGCACUGUGAAAAUACAGAAGGGAGUUUCCUGUGCAUUUGCCAAGCAGGAUUCAUGGCCAAUGAAGAAGGAACAGAAUGCAUUGAUUUUGUUGAAGGUUUGAGACCUCACAUCUGUGGGGAAGGCCUCUGUGUAAAUACAAUUGGCUCAUAUAAAUGUGAAUGUUGAGACAGCGGAUGCUGAAUGAAAGGACAGGCCAAUGUGUCGGAGAAUAUUGACGAAUGCCUGACCCAAAGUAUUUGUCCAGAUGAACAAUGCAUUAAUGGUCCUGGCUCUUACCAAUGCGUUCCUUGCACAGAUGGAUUCAGAGGCUGGAAUGGACAGUGCCAUGAUAUAGAUGAAUGUCAGUAUGGCAAUCUCUGUACAAAUGGACAUUGUGAAAACAUCGAGGGAUCUUUCAGAUGUACUUGUAGCCAAGGUUAUAAACUAUCUGCAGCAGGGGACCAGUGUGAAGAUAUAGAUGAAUGCCAACAUCAUCAUCUCUGCACAAAUGGGAAUUGCAGAAACACGGAUGGGUCUUUCAGAUGUAUUUGUAGCCAAGGUUACACAUUAUCAUCUAUGGGAGACCAAUGUGAAGACAUUAAUGAAUGCCUUCAAGACAGUGAUAUUUGCCUUAGAGGAAACUGCAUUAAUACUGAAGGUUCUUAUGAGUGCACUUGUCCAGAUGGCUUCCAGCAGAUGGCCAACAGGGGAUGUCAAGAUAUAAAUGAAUGUGAAGGAUCUGAACUCUGUUUGCCACAUGGGGAAUGCCUAAAUACAGAUGGUUCUUUCCUUUGCAUUUGUGAGCAAGGCUUUUCAGUUUCUACAGAUGGCCAAACAUGUGAAGAUGUUGAUGAAUGUGUUAACAACACUCUAUGUGGCAGUCAUGGGUUCUGUGAAAAUACACCUGGUUCCUACCGCUGCCUCUGUUACCAGGGGUAUCAGGACCCACAGGAUGGGCAAGGGUGUGUGGAUGUGAAUGAAUGUGAAAUGCUGAGUGGGAUAUGUGGUGAAGCCUUCUGUGAAAACGUAGAAGGCACCUUCCUGUGUCUCUGUUCCAAUGAAAACCAGGAGUAUGAUCCAAUGACUGGACAAUGUCGCUUCCACACAUCAACAGAUUUACCAGUAGAUGUUGAUCAACCUGAAGAUGAAAAGAAGGAAUGCUACUACAAUCUAAAUGAUGCUAAUUUCUGUGAUAAUGUGUUGACAUCCAACAUCACCAAACAAGAAUGCUGCUGUACUUUGGGUGCAGGCUGGGGUGAUAACUGUGAAAUCUUCCCAUGCCCCGUCUUUGGAACUGCUGAAUUUACUGAUCUGUGUCCUGAAGGAAAAGGUUUCAUCCCCUCUGGUGAUUCAUCAUAUGGAGUCAUUACACAGAAAUACAAAGAUGCAGAUGAAUGCCUGCUCUUCGGACAAGAAAUCUGUAAAAAUGGCUUCUGUCUGAACACACAGCCAGGUUAUGAGUGUUACUGUAAACAAGGCACAUACUAUGAUCCUGUUAAACUCCAGUGCUUUGAUACAGAUGAAUGUCAGGACCCAAACAGCUGUGUGGAUGGCCAGUGCAUUAACACUGAAGGAUCUUACAACUGUUUCUGUACCCAUCCGAUGGUUCUGGAUGCCACAGAAAAGCGAUGUAUCAGACCAACAGAUUCAAAUGAACAAACUGAAGAAACUGAAGUCUACCAAGAUCUUUGCUGGCAACAUCUGAGUGAGAAUUUAGUUUGUAGCCGGCCUCUGGUUGGAAAGCAGACUACAUACACUGAGUGCUGCUGCUUAUAUGGUGAGGCCUGGGGCAUGCAGUGUGCGCUCUGUCCCAUGAAGGACUCAGAGGAUUAUGCCCAGCUGUGCAAUGUUCCAGUUCCAGGAUCUCGACGACCAUAUGGACAAGAUGCUUUGGUUGACUUUGAGGAACACUAUACCCCAGAAACUGAUCCAUUCUUUGUUGAAGACCGUUUUCUGAACAGCUUUGAGGAGUUACAAGCAGAGGAGUGUGGCAUUCUGAAUGGAUGUGAAAAUGGCCGGUGUGUGAGAGUCCAGGAAGGCUAUACUUGUGAUUGCUUUGAUGGCUACCACUUGGACAUGGCCAAAAUGACUUGUGUUGAUGUGAAUGAAUGCAAUGAACUGAACAGUAGGAUGUCUCUCUGCAAGAACGCCAAGUGCAUUAACACAGAAGGUUCGUACAAGUGUUUGUGUCUGCCAGGCUAUGUACCUUCAGACAAGCCAAACUACUGCACACCACUGAACUCAGAAAUAGACAGUGAACUGGAGUAG
Messenger RNA from Emys orbicularis (European pond turtle), 4974 nucleotides. It is a transcript of the gene LTBP1, whose product is annotated as latent transforming growth factor beta binding protein 1. Gene Ontology annotation, molecular function: calcium ion binding. The transcript has 33 exons. Lineage: Eukaryota; Metazoa; Chordata; Testudines; Emydidae. The record is from RefSeq and is a predicted model, not a curated record.